CAGUUAUCGAACUCAAUGACUGACCAUCUCUUCACUAACCCCACUACCUUGUGUGGGUGGUCAGCUUUACAAUGUGGUCACUUUAUCUGCAGGGAGUUGGCUUGGCCCUGGAGUGGUCUGAGUGCUGUGGAAAAGACCCCUACCCCUAUAUCUUCCACAUUAAUUAAUCCUUUCCACUCAAGUUUAAUAAAGUACAGAAUAAUAUCUCAGUCAUUAAUGACUCUGUAUCUUACUUUGCAGGUGUUCAGCAACCAAGAAGACGCUGCCGGAUUUAAGGGGAAGGUGAAGUUUGAUGACCCUGAUGUCGAGAGAGUUAGAAGGGGUCAUCAGAACGACGUGGAGAACAUCCCGCUGUUCCUGGUGGUUGCUUUCUUCUACAUUCUGACUGAACCGUCACAGUUCUUGGCAGUUAACCUCUUCCGUGCCUACACUGUGGCCAGGAUACUGCACACGUUCGUGUACACCAUUGUGGUUCUACCGCAACCCAGUAGAGGCUUGGCAUGGGGUGUGGGGUAUGUCAUCACAAUCUACAUGGCUCUCCAGGUGAUCAUCAGCUUCCUUUGAUAAGAACAUGUGGCACCGUUUGAACUCCGAAGCUGCUCACAUCAUCAUCAUCAGUUAUUUGUCAUCAGUAAUGUAAAUAUUGUUACUUUGUCUGCUAAUAUGAAAUUUGAUUUACCGUGAUGGUUUGAUUCCUAAGGUUGUUUUGUCUAACUGAGGUUGGUUUUGACUUUUUUGGUCCCUGCAGACAAAUGUAGGAAUAUGGUCUUGAAAUAGUUGUAUAGAUGUUUUUAUAUUCACCUUUACUGCUGUCUUCUGAGGUGAAGUGUUUAAUACCAUGUCCUGGGCAAAAAAUGGAGAAAACAGAUACUUUGGUGAAACUUUAUUGCUCACAUGAUAACAAGAGAAAAGCUGGAAUGGCUGAGUUUGUGAAGCGACAGGCUGCACAAUGGAGGGCUGGGGUGUCAUUAUGGUGGGGAAUAUUAUACACAUAAGUACUUGGAAAUUAAGUUAACAUAUCAGAAUUGCAUUUGUAAAGAAGUUGAGAGCACACAAUAUUUGGGCAGUACUUGCUGCCAUUCAGUUCAGAACAUUUUGCCUUCUUGCAUGCUGUCUAAGAAUGUAAACAGUAGAAUGUACAAAACUUUAAUUUUUCCUGUAGUUGUGUUGUGUGUGAAACUUGGCCACUCACAUUAGCGGAAGAACGUAGACUGGGAGUGUUUGAGAAGAGGGUCCUGGAGAGAACAUUAGGACUCAACAGGGGUGAA
Cryptotermes secundus is the source of this 1268-nucleotide messenger RNA. It is a transcript of the gene Mgstl, whose product is annotated as microsomal glutathione S-transferase 1. The record is from RefSeq and is a predicted model, not a curated record. The transcript is spliced from 2 exons. Gene Ontology annotation, cellular component: membrane. Lineage: Eukaryota; Metazoa; Arthropoda; Insecta; Blattodea; Kalotermitidae. The coding region runs from base 16 to 564 and encodes 182 amino acids.